Molecule: messenger RNA, 801 nt
Organism: Echinostoma caproni
Lineage: Eukaryota; Metazoa; Platyhelminthes; Trematoda; Plagiorchiida; Echinostomatidae
Source: the annotation of a GenBank genome assembly
AUGAGUCCGCCGAAAACAUACGUGGAUACUGCGAAAGCCAAUGCUGACCCCACCAUCCGGGGAUGCAGUGGGAGUAGCAAAGCUAAGACAGCAGCCAUCUCUACUGUACCGCAUGUGGUCAGGGCGCCUCUUGCCAAAGCCUUAAAGGUUGGAGCUACUGGCAAAGGCUCGAGUAAACCCAAUGGGGUCAAGAAAAACAUCCUAUAUGAACUAGAAGAUCAAAUAAAGGAGAUCAGUGAGCGACUUAGGUCACUGAAAGCAACAGAGGGAGGCCAAACUGUUGUCCAUAAGACACUUUUGAUCCUCAGCAAUGAAGAUCCGCUAGCAAAGGAGACGAAAGCUCGUCGGGAAAUGGAUAGACGCAUGGUGCUAGAUAUCCUAAGGAUAGCUGGCAUGGAACGUUGUAAACUCAAGAGUUUCCACGGAGUGAGCAUAUCGGGGGAGGGGACAAAAAAUGGUCAGCCCCGAGCGGCUAGACCACUUCUAGUGGAAUUUUCCGACCAAUCCAGUAGAAAUCUACUACUGGCAAACUCUGGGAGAAUAUUCAACGUAACACGGGGUAGCAGUGCUGGGUGCCCACUCAGUGAGCAUACCAUCGAAGGCAUUCUGGACGCUCGAUUGGCCGUGUCCAUAUUCAGUCCAUAUUCAGGCGGUAAAAGGAAUACGUCGAAAAAGAACAAGGGUAAACAAAGCAUUAGUGUUAAACCGACAAAGUCGGUGGAAAUUAAGUUGAAGACGAAGGGGGAACAAGCUGCUAAGAAGGAAGAUAAAGAAUCGGGAGUGAUUGCCGCUCUAAUUUCG